AUGUCUUCUCAAAUUGAUCAUGAUGUUAAAUUUCAACGUGCCCCUACUUGCGAAGAAUUACAAGAAUUCGAAUUUAUUCGAGUUCUCAGUGAAGAUCCUCGUACAAAAACUGCCAACAUUUUAGGGAAACUUAAAUCAUCAUCUGAAUCACCACGAGAUGCGAUAUUAUUAUUAGAAAAAUUACAUUUUAGUAGUGAAGAGCUUCCAAUCCUUUCAAAAGAGAGAGUUCAACGAUGGAUAGCAAACGAUAAGAAUGACAUAUAUCAUUGGUACAACGGAAUAUUAACUAAAAACGAAAAAUGGCCGGAUUUCAAAGUUACACUGAUAUGGCCCGCUACCGAGACGCAUAUUCGAAAGUACAGUUUCCAACCUCGCUUUUUGAUUCGAGAGACUCCUCAAAUUUACGAAACAAUUGUUAAACCUUAUAUCGAAUCUAUACCUUCGAGCAGAAUUCAAUGGGUCUAUAAUAUUUUGUCAAAAAAGAGUGAGGUUGAAAAGAUCCUGUUAGACGUUGAAGGGGAAUCGACAGGAUUCCUUCUAUUACCAGAUAUGAAAUGGGACAGUGUGACAUUAGAAAAUCUUUAUCUCGUCGCUAUUGUACACAGAACAGAUAUUCGUAGUCUACGUGACCUAAAUGAAAAUCAUUUGCCAUUACUUAAGAAUAUAAGACGUCAAAUCCUUGGGUUUGUUCCGCAAAAAUAUUCGGGUGUUAGAUCGGACGAAUUGCGCUUUUUCGUUCAUUAUGUGCCAUCUUAUUAUCACUUUCAUGUCCAUGUUACACAUGUUAGAAAUGAUUCGAUAGCUGGGGGACUAGCGAUCGCCAAAGCUUACUUAUUAGAUGAUGUUAUAGAGAAUUUGGAAAAUUUUGCUGGAGAUUAUUAUAAGAGAGUGACGCUAACUUAUGUCUUGGGAGAGAAUGAUCCAUUAUUUUCUCAAAUGAAUGAUAUUGGAGCAAGAGUUACAUUAGAUAUCUAA
Funneliformis caledonium is the source of this 975-nucleotide messenger RNA. The record is from the annotation of a GenBank genome assembly. NCBI's taxonomy places the organism in Eukaryota, Fungi, Glomeromycota, Glomeromycetes, Glomerales, Glomeraceae.